Messenger RNA from Glycine soja, 1902 nucleotides. RefSeq names its product protein ALP1-like. NCBI's taxonomy places the organism in Eukaryota, Viridiplantae, Streptophyta, Magnoliopsida, Fabales, Fabaceae. The transcript has 3 exons. Bases 391 to 1572 code for a protein of 393 amino acids. Gene Ontology annotation, molecular function: sequence-specific DNA binding. The record is from RefSeq and is a predicted model, not a curated record.
GCAGCAUUUUACUCAUAAAUUUUUCUGUGGGAAAGCAGGAAGUGAAUCAGGCAUCUGUAUCGACAUAACAUAACAUGGUGAAUUGGUGAUUGAUGCUCUUUCUCUGAGCCCCAUAUAUAUAUACCAUAUCAUAUCUAUGUCUGUGUUGAUACAUUGUCUUAAACCAACCCACAUGUGUUGCUGGUGCUUGGAUUUUGCAUCAGUUACCUUACCUUAACCUUAACCUUAGCAUACUUCCUUGUUUUGUGUCCUCUCUCUUCCCUUUUCACUCCUUUCUUGCAUGCUUUAAACAAACACUCAUAUCCCACUCUUUGCUUUCCAACUAACCAUUAUUAUUCCUACUCUCAUAACUUGUUGCCACCAUCAUCAUUCUCAGACUUUGCCUCCCCGAUGGGUCCUGUGAGAGGAUUCAAGAAGAAAAGAAAGCCAGAGAAGAAGCAUGACAAGAAUGGUUCUGGUUCUGGGUCACCCGAGGGAGAGGGUCCUGUAGAUUGGUGGGAUGACUUGUCAAAGAGAAUGAAUGGUCUUCAGCAGUCUCCAUCGAAGUGCUUGGAUAACUUUGAAUCUGUUUUCAAGAUCUCCAGAAAGACAUUUGAGUACAUAUGUUCACUUGUUAAGGAUGAUAUGAUGACGAAAGCUGCACAUUUUGUGUUUACAAAUGGCAAGCCAAUAUCUUUACGUGAACAAGUAGCAGUGGCACUGAGAAGACUGGGAUCUGGUGAGUCACUGGUCACAAUUGGUGAUUCAUUUGGCCUAAACCACUCAACUGUUUCUCAAGUAACCUGGCGAUUUGUGGAAUCCAUGGAAGAAAGGGGUCUUCAUCAUCUGCGAUGGCCUUCAACAGAAGUGGAAAUGAAUGCAAUCAAAUCCAAAUUUGAGAAAAUACGUGGCUUGCCUAAUUGCUGCGGUGUAAUUGAUGCUACUAACAUCACAAUGUGUUUACCAGCAUCUGAACCUUACUGUAAUGUGUGGCUUGAUCACAAGAAGAAUCAUAGCAUGGUCUUGCAAGCAAUAGUGGAUCCUGACAUGAGGUUCAGGGACAUAGUCACUGGUUGGCCGGGUAAAAUGGAGGACUGGUUGAUAUUUGAGAGUUCAAAUUUCAAUAAACUUUGUGAGAAGGGUGAGAGGUUGAAUGGAAGCAAAUUACAGCUCUCUGAAGGAUCAGAAAUAAGAGAAUAUAUACUCGGAGAUUCAGGCUAUCGUCUAUUACCUUACCUUGUUGUCCCCUAUGAAGGGAAAGAACUCUCAGAACCAAAAGCACAGUUUAACAAGCAGCAUUUGGCAACAAGGAUGGUGGCACAAAGAGCACUGGCAAGGCUGAAAGAGAUGUGGAGAAUCAUUCAUGGAAUGAUGUGGAGACCAGACAAACACCGUCUGCCAAGGAUUAUUCUCGUUUGCUGCGUACUUCAUAACAUUGUUAUUGACUUGAACGAUGAAGUGCAGGAUGAACUAUCUUUGUCUCUUGAUCAUGACUCAGGUUACCAUCGACUGGUUUGUGGAGCUGUAGACGAGAAGGGAGUUGCACUAAGAGACAGAUUGUCUCACUAUUUGGCUGGAAGGUUGCCUUCAUGAAUUCUUUUUGUCCAUCACUAGCUUUUGGUCACUCAAUGAAUUUACUAAAUUAUUGAAGCUUCUGAGAAAACAUAUCUUAUGGUAUAGUUGUUCCUCCCCAAUUUCUAGACUGUAAAUAACUUGGAUGCUGCAUGGCAAGGUGAAAAUUGCAGGAUUACCAAACUGUGCUUGAAGUCGCUGGUAAAUUCACAUCUACGUUCUACACUGGACAUAGUCUUUUUUACUGGAAUAAACGAAGUUGAUGAUUACUUUGUUAGUUGCAAACUAGUAUGAAUAAAGGUGUGUGGCUGCCGCUAGUCCAAUAAAAUUUUACACACGGUAGGAAUUAAA